AUGGCCACCGGCAGCCCCAACCUCUACAGCUUCCCCAACUCCGACGCUCUAGCCACGCAUCUGCGCAGCUAUGUCUUGAGCGCCCAAAAUGCCGCCCUAACCCGGCAUGAGAGCUUCCGCAUCGCCGUCUCCGGCGGCUCCCUCCCAGCCGUCCUCGCCAAAGCCCUCCUAGCUCCAAGCAACGGCACCCCCCAAGACACGCCCCAAUUCUCCAAGUGGCACAUUUUCUUCGCCGACGAGCGCGCCGUGCCCCUCGACCACGAAGACAGCAACUACCGCCUCCUCCAAGACGAGCUGGUGACGAAGAUUCCGACCGAGCUCGGUGAGCCGGUCGUGCACGCCAUUGACGAGAAGCACAUCGGCGACGACGACCCGCAGGAAUUAGCCGACCUGUACCAGGAGGAUCUGAUGCGUGAGUUCGCAGCCAAGGAUUCCGUUAAGCUUCCCGUUUUCGAUCUCAUCUUGCUGGGCUGCGGGCCCGACGGACACACUUGCUCUCUGUUCCCGGGUCAUGCGCUGCUGCGUGAGAAGGACGCCUGGGUUGCUGCCGAGACGAACUCGCCUAAGCCCCCGCCAAAGCGUAUUACGCUUACGCUGCCUGUUGUCACGCAUGCGGUUAAAAUUGCUUUUGUUGCGACUGGUGGCGGUAAGAAGGAGAUUAUGAAGCAGAUCUUUGAUCUGGAGGAGGGCUCGAGUUUGCCUUCGGCGCUUGUGAACCACGGUGCUGGUGAGAAGGUUAGCUGGUUUACGGAUCAUCCUGCUGUUGAGGGGGUUUCGUUUGCUCGUCGUGGAAGUCUGUGA
Penicillium soppii is the source of this 801-nucleotide messenger RNA. RefSeq names its product 6-phosphogluconolactonase. The record is from RefSeq and is a predicted model, not a curated record. The transcript has a single exon. The coding region runs from base 1 to 801 and encodes 266 amino acids. Gene Ontology annotation, biological process: pentose-phosphate shunt; carbohydrate metabolic process. NCBI's taxonomy places the organism in Eukaryota, Fungi, Ascomycota, Eurotiomycetes, Eurotiales, Aspergillaceae. Gene Ontology annotation, molecular function: 6-phosphogluconolactonase activity.